GACACAGUUUUAUUUAACGAUACGAUUAAAUACAAUAUUCGUUAUAGUAAAAUUGGAGCUACUGAUAAACAAGUUGAAGAAGCUGCCAGUGCAGCUCAAAUUCAUGAUAAAAUAUUAGGAUUUCCUGAAGGGUACGAAACUAGAGUUGGGGAGAGAGGUUUGAGACUUUCAGGCGGAGAGAAACAGCGAGUUAAUCCACAAAUUGUUUUACUCGACGAAGCUACUUCUGCACUCGAUACGCGUACUGAAAGGCAUAUACAAAAAUCCUUGCGUAGGAUGACUGCUAACCGAACGACGUUGAUAAUAGCGCACCGUCUUUCGACUAUAGUCCAUGCAGACCAAAUACUCGUCUUACAAGAUGGAGAAAUUAUUGAAAGAGGAUCGCAUCUUGAAUUGAUGCAAAAGGAAG
Molecule: messenger RNA, 409 nt
Organism: Racocetra persica
Lineage: Eukaryota; Fungi; Glomeromycota; Glomeromycetes; Diversisporales; Gigasporaceae
Source: the annotation of a GenBank genome assembly